GGCAUUGGUUUCAAAGGCCUUUAUGGCGCUGUAAAGAAGAGCUGAGCUCCUAGAAAGCCGGUCUGCUUCGCUCUCUGGGGAAAAACAGAGCUGAGGAGGUGGAAAGCCGAUCAUCACGGCUGAGGACUUGUGGAAUGCUGUGAAGACUCCCACUGCCCCGCAGCCCUAGGCAGAUCACCGUCGGGAGUGUCUCCAUCCGAAGGAAGUUCGUCCACGAGAGAGUUCCCGGUCUUCCACGAUGAACCCUGUUUACAGCCCCGUUCAACCUGGGGCUCCCUACGGAAACCCGAAGAACAUGGCUUACACAGGUUACCCCACGGGAUAUCCCACCGCGGCCCCAGCCUACAACCCCAACAUGUACCCAACCAGCAGCCCCGGCUACGCCCCAGCUACACUUCUGAUGAAGCAAGCCUGGCCACAGACCUCCUCGUCCUGUGCCACGGAGGGCACCUUCCACCUCCCAGUGGACACUGGGACCGAGAACAGAACUUAUCAGGCUUCUUCUGCAGCAUUCAGGUACACCGCGGGGACUCCCUACAAGGUCCCACCGACCCAGAGUAACAACGCGCCUCCUCCCUACUCUCCGUCUCCGAACCCGUACCAAACGGCGAUGUACCCCAUCAGAAGUGCCUAUCCCCAGCAGAACCUGUACACCCAGGUACGUGCCUCGCUCCUCGCCUCGGGUCCCGGGCAGCUCAGGAUCCUACAGGGACGUCGCCGUGGCCGGCGGGGACGUCCUCGAGGGAUGGAGGGGCUGGGUUGGGCUGAGCGGUGGGAUCAGCACGGUGACACCCCUGGGAGUGGGGUCUGUUCCCCCAGAAUCACACCCCUGGGAGUGGGGUCUGUUCCCCAAAAAGCACACCCCUGGCUCUGUGCCCUAAAUGAGCCUGGGUGACCCCAGGGUCCCCGUGCUGGUGGCAUCGCGCUCGAGGUGCCUGCCACGUCCCGUAGAAGUGCGUCACCUUCCUGGUGACAGCAUGACCUUCAGGCACGA
This is a messenger RNA of Oxyura jamaicensis (ruddy duck), 994 nucleotides long. RefSeq names its product family with sequence similarity 168 member A (gene FAM168A). The transcript is spliced from 7 exons. Bases 239 to 895 code for a protein of 218 amino acids. Gene Ontology annotation, biological process: positive regulation of base-excision repair. NCBI's taxonomy places the organism in Eukaryota, Metazoa, Chordata, Aves, Anseriformes, Anatidae. The record is from RefSeq and is a predicted model, not a curated record.